Paramacrobiotus metropolitanus is the source of this 2692-nucleotide messenger RNA. RefSeq lists its product as uncharacterized. The transcript is spliced from 8 exons. The coding region runs from base 108 to 2453 and encodes 781 amino acids. The record is from RefSeq and is a predicted model, not a curated record. Gene Ontology annotation, biological process: regulation of cell cycle. Lineage: Eukaryota; Metazoa; Tardigrada; Eutardigrada; Parachela; Macrobiotidae.
AUGCGCGAUGCGUGAAAAUCAUUUAUUUUCAUUUUAAAUUCAGAUAAUUUUGUAAUUUUGUUUUCCUUUGAAGCUUUUUGUCAACUUGAUCUUUUCAUGCUGGCACCAUGCACGAAUACACCAGCCCCCGUCGCCAAAAACACCAACCCACCCGUAUCUUCCUGGCCAACACCUUCCUCGCCAACAUCUCCCUGGAUGGCAGCCAUCGCGAUACGAAAUACCGUGCCCUGGUGGAGCUGUACGAGAAGGACACAGCCAGCCUCUCCUCCACCCCCACCUCGCAGGACGAUCUCUCCGCCGCCCCGGACGCCCUGCCACCCUCUGCGCCGCCUCCCACGGGGGCCACCACCCCCGCGUCCCUCCUGCGCCCCCAGUCCCUCGUGGCCAAAGUCAGUCGCCCGCGGCGGGGGGCCGGGGUGCGGCGGAGCAAUUCCAUGCGCUCGGGACACAGUCGCAAGAGCACCUCGUUGAGUUCGUCCUCCCUGGACUCGUUGGAGAGUGAGACGCCCGGGACGACGGAUGAUGAGGAGGGACGGGAUAAGGAGUUCCCGCUGAAGGAGUUUAAGGGGCGACGGGGGCCGGUGCGUAAUCUGCGGGAGGAGUUCGAUCAGGAGCAGGUGCUGGUGGAGGCCAAAGCCAAACGGGCUCGACAACAACAACGCCGGUCUUCCUCGGGAUCGCACUCCAAGUCUGUGAAGACGGAUUUCUUCCUGGGCCGCCGGGAGAAGGCCUCACGCACCAUCAGCGGCAGCAGUGCGGAGUCGGCGCUGGGGCGGGCGGCGACGGUGCCGCGGUCCGGCAGCAUCAGUCCGCCGCCCUCGGCCGGCCUCCCCUUCCUCUCUGCCUCCCCGCCCAUCAUCGAGGCCCGCGAUGACUUCCGCGAGCACGACGUGGUCGUGCCGGUGGAGAUGUCGGUGAGUGACGCACUGGCGCAUCCCGGGGAGAUUCUGGACAAUCAUCGCGGAGUGGUGACGGAAAAGCGAGAAUUCCGCUUUGUCACCACUGUGAAGAAUGAAUGGCCGGUGGGACAGUAUUCCUAUAUUUCCAAGUACAAACUGGAGCCGACCAUCGAAGAAACCAGUGAAAAAGUGGACGUGUCCGGUCGCACGGUGACCUACCAGACCCCGCCCGACUCCUUGAUGCAGCGGUUUAUCUCGCAGUUCACCCGCAACAACUCCAUCAACUCGGUGGCCUCCAGCCGGCCCAGCGCCCCCUCCCCCGACGGCCUGCCCCUGCCGGCCUCCCACCAGCGUCCCACGCCCACCCUGCGCCGUCCCUGGCCCUGGCCGCUCAAAUCUCGCUUGGCCGCCGUCGCCGCUCCGCAUCCGCCGCCCAUCCGUCCACGCCGCGUCAGUGUCGGUGCCACCAGCAUCCACAUCGACACGGAAGCCGAGGCGCUGGAAAAUCUGCUGGGGAUUAAAUUGUCCACGGAUCCCGAGGAUGAUCUGUCAUAUGAGCAUUUGCUGGUUCCGUUGGCGUGGGGCGUGGAUUACAUCGGGGAUCUGACGCAGGAGGAAGCGCAGAACCUGCUGAACACCGGGGAGAUCUCGGUGAUGAACAAGCUGCUGGUGAUGCCGGCGCAUCCCAACUCCUUCGACGAGGCCUUCGCGUUGAGUAAGCUGUGGCGCCGCGAGGUGCACGAGUACCGUCCCAAGUACUGCACCGUGGCCUCGCAGGACUCCAGCCGCUCCUCGCAGGAACAACCGGCCAGGGUGGAACGGCAUUUCAGCGUGGACGCCUACAAACCGGGCGUGCUGGAUGAUCCCGAGUGGGAGAUUGCCGUGCGCCGGCAGAAUGUCUAUCUCGAGUCGUUUUUUAGCUCGGUGAUAUCGAACGAUCUGGAGCCGGAUAAGAAAAAGGACGCACUGAACGAUCUGUUCCGCAGUAAAUUCCCGCAUAUUCAGCUGACAUUCAGCAAGUUCAAGUCGUUGAAGCGCGAUAUGCAGAAAGCCUGCACCGAUCAGCAAAUUCGCCUGGACCUGGCGGUGGUGGCGCUGUCGUAUGUGUACUUUGAGAAGCUGGUGCUGCGGGGCUUCAUCAACAAACCCAACCGGAAGAUCCUGGCCUCCGUCUGCGUGGUGCUGGCUGCCAAGAUGAACGAUCUCUCCAAGGAAGAACACCGCCAACUCUUCCACAGUAUCCAGGCACAGCUGCGCGUCGAACGCACGGAGCUGAACGCCUUCGAGUUCCCGGUGAUGGUGGCACUGGGACUAGACCUGCACGUGCCGCUGCGCUUCGUCCGCUACCACUACGACCGCCUGAUGGCGCACACGCAGACCUUCCUGCCCCCCGUCUACCAGCUGCCCCUCCCCGAUCCCUGUCCCCGCCCCCCGGCCCGCCAGCGCCUCAGCCUCACCCUGCGCCCCAUCCGCCAGAUGACCUUUCCCACCUUCACCACGCCGCCCGCCCACCGGGUGGUCAAUCCGCGCCCGGCACCCAAAAAGACCAAAUAAUGCGGUUUGAGUAUUCUUGGGUGGAGUGUUUUUCCGACGUCUGUGAUUUUCAUACGUUUGUUUUUGUGAUGUCGAGUUUUGUAUUGGUUGUCAUAGAUUUCCGUUCAGCAGAAGAGAUUUUGUGUUUUUUUAGCCCAUGUUUUUAGCGUUUUAUUUUAAGAAUGUCAGGAAAUUUGAUGAAAAUUAAGCGAUGAUGAUAUUGCGGUUAGUAUUGACUUGUUGACGCAAUAAGCAAUAAA